Messenger RNA from Miscanthus lutarioriparius, 234 nucleotides. Lineage: Eukaryota; Viridiplantae; Streptophyta; Magnoliopsida; Poales; Poaceae. The record is from the annotation of a GenBank genome assembly.
AUGCCCGCGCCGGCGCCGGAGUCGGAGCCGGCCACCGUCAGCACGUGCGGCCACGGCAUCUCGCGCGCCGACGCAACCGCCGGGAACCUGCGCGGCCGGGUAGCCGAAGAGAAGGGCGAGAAGGAGUGGGAGCGGAAGAGAAGGGCGGCGGCGUCGGAGGGGCGAUAUGGGGCGAGCGCCGCUGGGAGGGGUGGGACGGACGCCAUGGGCAAGUCGGCAAGUGGAGGUUUAUGA